Molecule: messenger RNA, 3958 nt
Organism: Myotis daubentonii (Daubenton's bat)
Lineage: Eukaryota; Metazoa; Chordata; Mammalia; Chiroptera; Vespertilionidae
Gene: POLR3B
Product: RNA polymerase III subunit B
Biological process (GO): DNA-templated transcription
Molecular function (GO): DNA-directed RNA polymerase activity; ribonucleoside binding; DNA binding
Source: RefSeq, a predicted model, not a curated record
UUCAGGCUGGGAGCAGGCGGAACCUUUCUGUCGCGCUUUCUAUCAACCUGCGCGGCGGGGACGGUUUAGGCCACGCGCACCGCUCCCCACGGGUGCAGCAGCUUGCUUCAGCCGGCGGAGCCUGGCGUGUGGGGCUCCUGUUGGCUUCUUCCUUCGCCGUGAGUACCAUGGACGUGCUUGCGGAGGAAUUUGGGAACCUGACCCCGGAGCAGCUAGCUGCGCCAAUACCGACUGUAGAGGAAAAAUGGAGGCUGCUUCCAGCAUUUUUAAAGGUGAAAGGCCUUGUAAAACAGCAUAUAGAUUCAUUCAACUAUUUUAUUAAUGUAGAGAUAAAGAAGAUCAUGAAAGCCAAUGAAAAGGUUACAAGUGAUGCUGACCCCAUGUGGUACCUAAAAUAUCUUAAUAUCUAUGUUGGGCUUCCUGAUGUUGAAGAAAGCUUCAAUGUAACCAGACCAGUGUCCCCUCAUGAGUGCCGCCUGCGGGACAUGACAUACUCUGCCCCCAUUACAGUGGAUAUUGAAUAUACCCGGGGCAGCCAGAGGAUCAUCCGCAAUGCUUUACCCAUUGGCAGAAUGCCCAUAAUGCUUCGUAGUUCAAACUGUGUUCUUACAGGGAAAACGCCAGCAGAAUUUGCCAAACUGAAUGAAUGCCCUUUAGAUCCAGGUGGCUACUUCAUUGUUAAAGGAGUGGAGAAAGUUAUUCUUAUCCAAGAGCAGCUGUCUAAGAACAGGAUUAUUGUGGAGGCUGACAGAAAAGGGACAGUUGGUGCGUCAGUUACCAGCUCUACCCAUGAGAAAAAAAGCAGAACCAAUAUGGCUGUGAAACAAGGACGAUUUUAUUUGAGGCAUAAUACUUUAUCAGAAGAUAUACCGAUUGUAAUUAUAUUUAAGGUUCUUCUGCAGCUUGGGCUUUGGCUGCCAAUGCCAGAUGGCACCAUUUCUGAGGAAAGAGCUAGCUUUUGCUUAGAAGCCAUGGGUGUUGAGUGUGACCAAGAAAUUGUGCAGAUGAUUGGAACAGAGGAGCACGUGAUGGCUGCCUUUGGGCCCAGUUUGGAAGAAUGCCAGAAAGCUCAGAUUUUCACACAGAUGCAGGCAUUAAAAUAUAUAGGGAACAAAGUAAGAAGGCAAAGGAUGUGGGGAGGUGGACCAAAGAAAACCAAAAUAGAAGAAGCAAGAGAGCUCCUGGCUUCUACCAUCUUGACCCAUGUACCAGUUAAAGAAUUCAAUUUCCGAGCCAAAUGUAUCUAUACUGCAGUGAUGGUAAGAAGGGUAAUUCUGGCCCAAGGAGAUAAUAAAGUUGACGACAGAGACUAUUAUGGUAACAAGCGAUUGGAGUUGGCAGGACAGCUUUUAUCUCUUCUUUUUGAAGAUUUGUUCAAGAAAUUUAAUUCUGAAAUGAAGAAGAUUGCAGACCAGGUGAUUCCUAAGCAAAGAGCUGCCCAGUUUGAUGUAGUCAAACACAUGCGCCAAGACCAGAUUACCAAUGGCAUGGUGAAUGCCAUUUCUACUGGAAAUUGGUCUCUAAAGAGAUUUAAAAUGGACCGUCAAGGUGUGACUCAAGUGUUGUCUCGCUUGUCAUAUAUAUCCGCACUGGGCAUGAUGACAAGAAUCUCUUCCCAGUUUGAAAAAACAAGAAAAGUGAGUGGUCCUCGAUCGCUCCAACCAUCCCAGUGGGGAAUGCUCUGUCCUUCAGACACUCCUGAAGGAGAGGCAUGUGGUUUGGUAAAAAACUUGGCCCUUAUGACGCACAUCACGACUGACAUGGAAGAUGGACCCAUUGUUAGAUUAGCCAGUAACCUGGGAGUAGAAGAUGUGAAUUUAUUAUGUGGAGAAGAGCUCUCUUACCCAAAUGUGUUUCUCGUCUUCCUCAAUGGUAACAUCCUGGGUGUCAUUCGAGACCAUAAGAAGCUAGUGAAUACGUUUCGACUGAUGCGAAGAGCAGGAUACAUCAAUGAAUUUGUUUCCAUCUCAACAAAUCUUACAGAUCGAUGUGUCUAUAUUUCUUCUGAUGGAGGAAGGUUGUGCAGACCCUACAUAAUAGUUAAGAAACAAAAGCCUGCGGUCACGAAUAAGCAUAUGGAAGAGCUGGCUCAGGGGUACAGGAAUUUUGAAGAUUUCCUACAUGAGAGUCUGGUGGAAUAUCUAGAUGUGAAUGAAGAAAAUGAUUGUAACAUCGCACUCUAUGAGAAUACAAUUAAUAAAGAUACCACCCACUUGGAGAUUGAACCCUUUACUCUCCUUGGAGUUUGUGCGGGCCUGAUUCCAUACCCUCAUCAUAACCAGUCCCCAAGAAACACAUAUCAGUGUGCCAUGGGAAAACAAGCUAUGGGUACCAUUGGAUAUAACCAGCGGAACAGAAUUGAUACUCUAAUGUAUCUACUAGCAUACCCACAAAAACCUAUGGUUAAAACAAAAACCAUUGAGUUGAUAGAAUUUGAGAAACUGCCAGCUGGACAGAAUGCGACAGUUGCUGUGAUGAGUUAUAGUGGCUAUGAUAUUGAAGAUGCUCUUGUUUUAAACAAGGCCUCCCUGGACAGAGGUUUUGGACGUUGCCUUGUAUAUAAAAAUGCUAAGUGUACAUUGAAACGAUAUACCAAUCAGACUUUCGAUAAAGUGAUGGGGCCGAUAUUGGAUGCUGCCACAAGGAAACCCAUCUGGCGACAUGAAAUUUUAGAUGCAGAUGGUAUUUGUUCUCCAGGUGAGAAAGUAGAAAACAAACAAGUGCUCGUAAAUAAAUCCAUGCCUACAGUAACUCAGAUCCCCUUGGAAGGAAGCAGUGUGCCGCAGCAACCACAGUACAAAGAUGUGCCCAUCACCUACAAAGGGGCAACAGAUUCAUACAUUGAAAAAGUGAUGAUAUCUUCAAAUGCUGAAGAUGCUUUUCUGAUCAAAAUGCUGCUGAGACAGACAAGGCGUCCAGAAAUUGGAGACAAAUUCAGCAGUCGUCAUGGGCAAAAAGGUGUCUGCGGUUUGAUCGUCCCUCAGGAAGACAUGCCGUUUUGUGACUCUGGCAUCUGUCCGGACAUCAUCAUGAACCCUCACGGCUUCCCAUCACGAAUGACGGUGGGAAAGUUAAUUGAGCUGUUGGCGGGCAAGGCAGGCGUGUUAGAUGGCAGAUUCCACUACGGCACCGCCUUUGGAGGCAGUAAAGUGAAGGAUGUGUGUGAAGACCUCGUUCGCCAUGGUUAUAACUACUUGGGGAAAGACUAUGUUACAUCUGGCAUCACAGGGGAGCCUUUGGAAGCAUACAUUUACUUCGGCCCCGUGUACUACCAGAAGCUGAAACACAUGGUGCUGGAUAAGAUGCAUGCCCGUGCCCGGGGACCACGGGCUGUCCUUACCAGGCAGCCCACUGAAGGUCGAUCUCGUGAUGGUGGUUUGCGUCUUGGAGAAAUGGAACGUGACUGUUUAAUUGGUUAUGGAGCCAGUAUGCUUUUACUAGAGCGACUAAUGAUUUCAAGUGAUGCCUUUGAGGUUGAUGUCUGUGGGCAGUGUGGACUUCUGGGGUAUUCCGGCUGGUGCCAUUACUGCAAGUCGUCCUGUCACGUGUCUUCCCUUCGUAUUCCGUAUGCCUGCAAGCUGCUCUUCCAGGAACUGCAGUCUAUGAACAUUAUCCCCAGGUUAAAACUGGCCAAAUACAAUGAGUGAGGAUGGGAAGGUGACUAUUUAAAGAGAACAAACCAUAUUUUGCAACGCAGUGCAAAAUAGAAGGGACUGAGGACCAUAUCUGCUCCUGUGAAUAAUUCCUUUGACCGUUCUCUCGGAAAAAAAGCAAAAAUCGAUGGAAAGGCUUUUUUAACACUAGAAGACUGACUGAACACCCUUGAUUGGUGAGCCUCGGGCCGUGGAAGAGAUGCCAGCAGUGUGGACUAUAAUGCCGUUCCUCAUUCAUGAACUGAAUUUGAUUUGCAAAUGGACAUGACCUAAAAGAUAAAUAAACUUUUAUUUCUGUUCUGGUA